Messenger RNA from Nomia melanderi (Alkali bee), 3358 nucleotides. RefSeq lists its product as uncharacterized. Gene Ontology annotation, molecular function: protein binding. The record is from RefSeq and is a predicted model, not a curated record. NCBI's taxonomy places the organism in Eukaryota, Metazoa, Arthropoda, Insecta, Hymenoptera, Halictidae.
UCUUUUAUAAAUAUCGAGAAACGCCUUAAAAUAUUAAUACCCUAGCGGCACUAGUGGAAUACAGCACUGUUGCACGGAAGGGUUCAUUUCCAUCGCAGUCGAAGGAAGCUUGCUUCAUCCUCCACAUUUAAAGGAAACGACGUUAUUUCACGUUGAAGUUCUACUAUCUACCUGUAUCGUGUGAACUCAGACAAAAUCAACUGUAAUUUCUCACUAUAGGUUUGCUUUUAAAAUGUUGCCUUGCGGUUUGCAACACUUGAUUCGUUUAAUGUAGGUACCGGUACUUACGUACCUAAGUACUAGUAACAGACCAUUCUUUGUUGUUUAUAACCAAAGAUCAAUGAACACUUGCUGAAAGUACGUAAAUAAACAGUAAACAUAAUUGAUUAAGAAGUAUGUCUGCUGUGUAUCCGACUUUGCCUGCAUUGGCUGUACGAGAUGGAUUUGAUGAAGAAGAUUUGACAGACAUCGACGAUGAAGUGUUUAUCAGAGAUGGAAAAAAUGGUGGCCUAAAAUUAGAUGAUGAUGGAAUAGUUAAAAGACCUCUAAUGGCGCCUCGUAGAAAAUGUAAAAAAUCAUAUGGUUUUGAGACGUAUAGAUUUUCUAACAGAGCUUGUAAUAUGUCUGUUUCCUCUGGGCUUACGGCUUUGAUAGUACUACUAGGCUUAAUUACACUAUGUUUAUAUAUUAUAAGUAUAAUUCCUGUGCCAAUGCCAAUUUUAAAAAAUUGGUUGUCACGUGAUUUUGAAAAACCAUCAAAUGAAUCAGCUAUAGUUCCGUGUACAUCACUUGCGACAAAUAUUUUAUGGACUAAAUCAUUACCCAAACUCACCUCUGAGGCUCCAUUGAGAAGCAGUGAUGUUAAUGAUGAUGGGAUAGAGGAUAUCAUUGUUGGAUUUAAUACAGAUUUGGAUGUGAUGGAUACACCAGAAUACAUUUGCAUAUCCUACUUUGAUGGACAAGUUCCAUGUUUUGGUGGAGUUAUAGCUUUGGAUGGUAAAACAGGGGAUACACUUUGGACACAUUGGACAGCUCAUGCAAUUUAUUCAGUCGAUUGUGGUUUAGAUUUAACAAAUGACAAAAUCAAAGAUUGUAUUAUAUGUGGAUAUGGUGGGAUUCUUCACGCGAUCAAUGGACUUGACGGGUCUAGUAUAUGGGAAGCACCAGUUGAGAGAUUAUCAUCUUCUGAAGAUUGGAAACUUGCGGAUAUUUAUGAUGCUAAAUUUAUCGCGGAUAUUGAUGGCGAUGAAAUUGGAGAUGUCAUUGCAUCGCAUACUAUACAGUCGAAAGAAAUUCAAUUAAGCGAAAUUCUUAUGAUAUCAGGAGUAAACGGAAAUAUUAUACAUAAAUCAGUUCUUCCAAACGCAGAGAAAUUAUUUUUAGCGCCUCAGAAGUUGGUCCAUCCAGACGGAGAAAGUAUUUUUGUUUUUGUGACCACUGGGGAACAGAAAUCAGGAGGAUUAUAUAUAGUUUCUCAGGUGAAUUUAAUAUAUGGUAACUUGAAAUUAAGAAAAUUACAUCAUGAUACAGGGAGAGGUACACCUUUGCCUCCAAUUUUGGUGGACAUCACUUUAGAUGGAAUUGAAGAUAUUGUUACUACUAUGUCCAACUCUACAAUUAUAGUUUAUAAUGGAUUAACAUUUGAACCCAUUUGGAAUUAUACAAUUCCUAAUUCCAAAGUAAUAAGUGUUCCUAUUCCGGGUUAUUAUAAUGACGAUAAUACUCCAGAUUUCAUGGUGAAACAUCAAAUAGGGUCAGACUUUCCUACAUAUAAUUACACAAGUACGACAAUUGUAGAUGGAAAAACUGGCGAACCUUUACUUGAAAAACCGAUAGAAGGCAGUCUAAGUAAACAAAUGUCAGGUUUAUCCGUUACCGUUGAAGGUUUUGGAAAUGAUUGGUUUUUACAUUGGUCGGUUGAAUGCUUAAAUUAUGAAACAGACAAAGAAAAAUACCAGUCAUUAAAAAAUGAAAAUCAUAUGUUUCAAUCUCGUGCUGACUUUUGUAAAUUAAGAUUUAAUUCUACUUUGACUACAAAAUUAUAUGCUUUAAGUCAACUUGUUGGACCACCUGGUAUAUCGUUAUAUUUUUCCGAAUACUUGAACUUUAAAACAGACUUACAUUCGAAAACGCCAUUUGUAUCAGAAAGAUCGCCUAAAAAAUAUGAAAGUCAAAAUGAAGAAAGCAAAACUGACAUCACGAAUUCUGAGCUUGACAAAACAUUUGUUAAAUACGCAUUACAUAAAAAAUUUGAAGGUACUGAUUUCCAGAAUGAAAAUGGAGACAAUUUUAAUAAUGACUAUAUUUGGAAAAAUGAAAAUGGUUGGACACAAAAGAAUGUACAAAGUAAGGAUUAUGAUGGCUCGUAUGAUAGGGAAAAUAACAUUAAUGCGGGAGAGGAACAGUCCGUUGACUAUUCUCAAGUAGAUCCAGUGCGAGAAGAGAGAAGUUAUAUCAGUAAUAAAACGAGUACUAUAAAUGAAACAAAUACAUUUGAACAACCUAAUGAGUAUGAUAUAAAUUUCCUUACAAAAGUUAAUGCAAAAAGUGAUAUAGAAACUUCAAUUUUAAGAAAACGGACUGUAAAUUUUGAAGCAGAUAGCAUAAAUAAUACAAAUAUAUCAACUGAAUGGAAUUCUAUGGAAGUUGUUCAAACACAUACUCAAAAUUCUCCUAAUAUUAUACUAAAUACGGAAGAAGAUUCUUCUAUAGAAAAAGUAUUUAAACGAGAAUCACUGAAAAACCAAAAUAAGAAAAAAUCUUCCAACGGGAAUUCAAAGGUUUUAACAAAGUUGACAAAUAAAUUAAAAUCGGAAUUACAGCAAGAAAAAAUAAAAAGAGAAACAGAUAUUGAGACUAAUCAACUAUACCGAAUAUACAAUGUACACAGACAACCGCCAACUGGAAUAUUGUUACCUUCUAUUUCAGAAUCAAAAGAGACAACUUCCAUAGAUCUAGUAUUUUCUACAUUCUGGUUACCAUCUUCUGAAAUAUCUAAAAUGUUAAUUCAAGAGGAUUUAGAUUGUAUUAAUAGGAAAAAAAUGCUUUUGCAAAAGAACAUGCCUUACAGACAUGAGGAUGAUUUUAUUAAAGAAUGCUUAGCCGAACGUGGUAUUAAUUACAAAAUGUAUCAGGAAGCAACUGACCGAGAAAAUUUUAAGAUUUCUUUCGGACAAAUGACAAUAUAUAGAAUGAAACUUGAAUGUACAUGCCCAGAGGAUAUGAUGCCUAAUGAAAGUUGCAAAAAUAUUUCUUUACAUCAGAGUUGGUCCGAAUAUUUGGGUUCACAUGGGAAUGGAUAUUUUAAAACACUUCGUAAAACACAGUUAUAGAUAACUGUGUGCUUAUAUCAAUUAAU